UCAUCUUGGUACCGCUAUUCAUUUUGCCGUUGUUCUAACAUAGGCCUAUGUAUUACAUAGGGUCAUAAUGCUUUUGUCAGGGAUAAACUGGAAAUAGUUUUAUCAAUGUCUACCAGUGGUGUACACUUUGAAUUUCAAUUUCAGAGCCAAGGGACGUGGUUUGUGUGCGGGGCUUACGAGCUGCUCACCUGCUACCCAAGCUACCUGAGAUGUUGCUACCGCGUCUUCCUUCUCUACCGAGCCAUGACAAGAGAACUCGCCAUAGCGAGAGGCACCCAGAGUUCCCCGAGGGUGCUGAUAUGCCCCCCAAUCCGAGCAAAGGCGGUGUGAGCGCGGUCAGAAGGGCUGAAUGUCACGACCAGAUCCGUGUCCUGCUGGACGAACACAUCCGCGCAGUUUCGGCGCUCAUUCACCGACUCAACAAGGAUAUUCAGGGUGUCCAGCAGCAGAUGCGGGCUCAGGAUGAGGUGACCCACAGGACCCAAACCAGCGUCCGUAAAAUGGAGGUGCAGCAGCUGGCGGUGCUGAGCGACCUCAGGGCCAGAGUGGGGAGGUGUGAUGACAGCAUUGCCAGGCUGGCUGCUGAUUACCGCAGCACCAAUGAGAGAAUCUACAAGCUGAUUCGCCAGCACCAUGGAGCACAAACACUCAUGGAGUCCAAACUCAGAGAUCUGGAAACACAGGUCCGUUUGCAAUGCAGCAAAGCAGUGCAAGGACGCGCCCUAGACCAGACCAGCACAUCAUCAAGCAGCACACUGGACACAAAACUAGCAGCUCUCUCUGAGCAGCUGAGGGCGCAGGUGGCUGCAGGCCAGAGUGCUGUGUGGGAGCAGGAGUGUGUGCUGAGAGAUGCUGUGGACAAGAUGGAGCGGCUGUGCCAGAGCAUCAGCAACAAAACCAGCAGCGACGAGAGGGCCGCGGUGGAGAGAUGCGUCCAGCUGUCGGACAGGCUGACCAGGCUGGAGCAGUCCCAGAGGGGGCGGGCCCUGCCACACCCCGACUGCAGCCUGGAGGAGUUGAUUGACAGCCGCAUCAGCAAACUGCAGAAGCAACUCUGGAGGGAACUGCAGGAAAUUAAAGCAGAGACCAACAAUGGAUUUGCCAUCGUCCAUGACAGCCUGGGCUCUCUGAGGAAGAUCCUGGAAGCCAAGAUGAAGAUGGAGAGAGAUCGGAUCCUGAAGCGUCUUAGGGGACCGGGAAGGUCGUCUGAAGGUCGACUCUCACACCAUUUCAUCCAGGCCAGCAGUGGAGAAGAUGGAGACCCUCAUAGCGACCACUCUCCACCCGACGUCUCAGAACGAGCAUUCAGCGCAGAAUGA
Sardina pilchardus (European sardine) is the source of this 1319-nucleotide messenger RNA. RefSeq names its product protein FAM81A-like. The coding region runs from base 210 to 1319 and encodes 369 amino acids. The transcript has 10 exons. The record is from RefSeq and is a predicted model, not a curated record. NCBI's taxonomy places the organism in Eukaryota, Metazoa, Chordata, Actinopteri, Clupeiformes, Clupeidae.